Molecule: messenger RNA, 3972 nt
Organism: Meriones unguiculatus (Mongolian gerbil)
Lineage: Eukaryota; Metazoa; Chordata; Mammalia; Rodentia; Muridae
Gene: Rhoq
Product: ras homolog family member Q
Exons: 5
Coding region: 335-952 (205 amino acids)
Biological process (GO): cortical actin cytoskeleton organization; small GTPase-mediated signal transduction
Molecular function (GO): GTP binding; GTPase activity
Source: RefSeq, a predicted model, not a curated record
CUCCCCAGGGGCCGGACGGUCUUAUGAUCCGGCGGAUCCUCCGGGGGAGGCCGGGCCGGGGAGCGGGUUCGGGCGCCGAGCGGCGGGGCCGGCAGGCGGGCGCGGCGAGCGGGGCCGGGGCGGGGAGCGGGGCAGCGAUCGAAGCGGCGGCGGCUGCGCUCCGGGCCCGGCGCACCUCCCCCUCGGGUCAGGGGAACCGCUGCAUGGGGCCGGGGGGGCGGCCCUGCUGCGCCGAGCGGCGGCGACGGCGGACCCCCCAGGCGGGCUGGGGCUGAGCCCGGGGCCGGGAAGGGGGCUCCGGGGGGACCAUGCCCCGAGGCCGGCCGGCCGCAGCAUGGCUCACGGGCCCGGCGCGCUGAUGCUCAAGUGCGUGGUGGUCGGCGACGGGGCAGUGGGCAAGACGUGCCUGCUCAUGAGCUAUGCCAACGACGCCUUUCCCGAGGAGUACGUGCCCACCGUCUUCGACCACUACGCAGUCAGCGUCACCGUGGGGGGCAAGCAGUACCUCUUGGGACUCUAUGACACAGCUGGACAGGAAGACUAUGAUCGGCUGAGGCCUUUAUCGUAUCCCAUGACUGACGUCUUCCUCAUAUGCUUCUCUGUGGUAAAUCCAGCCUCAUUUCAAAAUGUAAAAGAGGAAUGGGUACCAGAACUAAAGGAAUAUGCGCCAAAUGUCCCCUUCUUAUUAAUAGGAACUCAGAUUGAUCUCCGAGAUGACCCCAAAACUUUAGCAAGACUGAAUGACAUGAAAGAAAAACCUGUCUGUGUGGAACAAGGACAGAAGCUAGCGAAAGAGAUAGGUGCAUGCUGCUAUGUGGAAUGUUCAGCUUUAACCCAGAAGGGUUUGAAGACUGUGUUUGAUGAGGCUAUCAUAGCCAUUUUAACUCCAAAGAAACACACAGUUAAAAAAAGAAUAGGAUCAAGAUGUAUAAACUGUUGCUUGAUUACGUGAAAACAUCUUUUGUGGCCCAGGAAACUGUCCAUUUCUCCCAGAAAGCAUUUGAAAUGCUACAGCAAUGUCCUGACCUGUUACAAUGAAGCAGUUUAAUUCAUGGGGCAGGAGGCCUGUCCCCAGCAUUUCACAGAGUUCAUUGAGAAUGUUUCGUAAAGGUCUAAGCAGCAGCAAACAGCAUCUCAAGCCACAAUCUACUAUAAAUACUUUAUUUCAACUAGAAGGUACAAUCUCUCAGGGGUUUCAUAGUUAAAAAGCUACAAUCACAUCAUGUUGAAAUGACAUUUAAAAAGAACAACAGUGCUGUAAAUGGACUGCUUGGCUUUGACAUUUCUGCACAGCCCUAUGGAGUCUGCACAAAGAAAUAACGUCUCCCUUUCUCCUCUUAAUUGUUCUUGUAUGUAAGCUGCUUUCUAUUCCAGUAUAUCCAGAGUGGUGAGAUAGCCAGGCCAGCCAUGUAGCCAGAGGUUGCUCCAAGUGUACAGGAGAUGGGCCACACCUGAGGACAGAAUUAGAGAUAGAAACCCACCGGUUUUAUUACUUGAGCACAAAUUGAGUGUAACAUAAACAUUUCUAUAGCGAGGCUUAAUGUGCUUUCUUAAAGAAUGCCAAAAGUUUAUAGACUGUAACUGUAUUUAUCAUGAACAGUAAAAUGUACACAUUUCAGUUAAUGUGCAUUCAGCAGUAACAAGGCUUCCGGCGAUUAUAGAUUUAGUUUGAUGUUCCCCAAAUUGCAUGAAAUACAUGCUAAAGCAAAAUUUAAAAAUUGGGUCAUAGUUUUCCAUAAUCCUGAACUCAGUUUAGCUCUCUGAAUUAGUUGGCCGUUUUUUCUAAUUCCUAUAUUGGCUGUGUACGUCAAAUGAAACAAGCAAGAAGUAUGCAGGCUGACCAAACCUUAGAAACAUUAAGUUGUGUCAGAGGGAAGACCUGGAAUCUAAGGCUGUUACGUGGGAUUGUGGGUAUCCGCCUCCAUAAAGCUGACGUCCAGUCUGAGCUGCAGAUGCCGCACCCACAGACGGUACAAGCCACACCUAGAGUGCGAGGCAAGCGGAAUGCUGCUGGCUCCCUAAGACUCUUUCUCCAGCCAUUUCAUUAGACCAGAAAUAAAGAAUGGUGAUUCUUCUAUGCCAUAGGAAGGGUGUGUGGGUCCCUAGGUAAGAGGCUCUGUGUAAAAAAAAAAAAAAAUCUUGGAAACAAACUUUCAUGUUCCUUUGUAAAGCUUAUUUGGUGUACUGGAGCCAUUCCUAACCCCGCUCUGGGGAAUAGGCCAUCUAGGCCUGCUGGAGACAAACCAUCUUAGUAACUAACUGGCUGGUACCUCAUUUGGCUUUUCUUCAGUCUGCUAUGGAUCUGCCUUAUUCUAAAUGCCAUGCGACAGACAGUAGUAGUUUUAGGCAAAGCUUCCAAUGUGAACCACCUCAUGCAGUUUAGAGAAGCAUAAUCUAAUCCAUACGUUGUUACCAGCCUUCCUUAGGUUCAGAUCUGCUGCUGCUUAAACUACGACUUCUUUGUCUUUAGCAAGCUUCUGUUAUCGUCCAUGAUUUGUGCUCACAGCUUUGUCUAUUGCACAGAUUGGGUAAUGGAACACUAAACAUAAAUACUUGAAAAUGACAGCCUUAAAUGUUCAUACCAGUCACAAAUCUAGAUGUACUGUCUUGCAUGUGAGCUUUGUAGGAGUUUUUAAAAUGUAAGCACCACACUCCCCCACUCGGUAGUGGACAGUCUACUGGACAAGAGCUUUCUCUUGGAAGUGGACAUAGUAUGCCCUUCAGUGGUGGUUCACAUUAAGUAUAUCAUGGCCUUAUGUAUGCUCAAAUGGGAUUUCUGUAACUUUCCCAUUUAGUUUUGGUCCGUUUUUAGAUAGAAUUGAAAGAAAUUGUAUAGUCAGUUAACAUAUUAACUAAGUUGUCAAACCUAUGAUAUGAAGGAAUCAAGACAGUAAAGUAUUAUUCAUUUCCAAGUUGCCUAUGGAGAUUUGAUGGGUUUUUUUGUUUUUUCUACAUCUGUGAAACCCUUGACACUUGGUGUAUUAGGAAUGAAAGUUAGAGUCAAGGACUUUCUUGCUCCACGAGAAAUGGAUUAGGAAUCUGGAAUGCGCACUGGUGUCACCUCAGCUUCCUCCUGUGUGACCAUGGGAACAAUCUCCAGUGUCCCUCCCAUUCAUAAGCUCUUACCACUCUCUUCUGAUUCACAGCAAUCACAGUUGGACAUCACUAUUUCAGCGUCACCUUCUCCAGAUGGUAAGAAUCAUGUAUAUAGAAUAUUCGAACUCUAAGCAGAUGAUUGCAUCACCUGAACCUGAGGUGCCUUAGGUACUCUAUUUACCUUGAUGGGGUUUGGAGUUUCCCAUUGCUUGUUAAGAGCUCUUUGUGUUGGUUAUUUAGUAUUUCUUUCUGCAAAAUCUUCUCUGCCACUUUAACCAGAAAACCAAAGAUUUGUUUUCUAUUCAUGAGCAGAUUAUAGAAAAAAAUGCCUUAUUUUCAGAAGCAUAUCUUCAUUAAAGGCUUAGGCUGCAACAGAAAUUCAGACUAAUCUCUGGAAUAACCCAAACUAGUGAACUAUUUGGGAAAGAAAAUGCUUGUCAACAAUAUUUUAUUAACACGAGUUGUGUUGGUGAGUGCAGUGCUUCAGAUAAGGUCAAGUGUGAAAGAACUCAGAGAAAAUUAGAACUGAUCAGUGUUUGCAGAGAAAAUUUGUUCUCAAGUCCUUUGAAAAAUUUUAGGGGAACCCUGAAAUCUAAUAGCACCUUGCUAAUGUAUGCCCUUACUCUGUCCUUACAGGUACAUUGUAGCUUACUUGCGAUGAAUUAUCAUAUUUCCAAUAAGUAGAGCUUGAGUUUAUGCUAUUUGUUAUGAAUUAUCUUAGUUACUUUAGAUACUGCUUCCAUUUGAUUUUUAAUUAUUGGUUUUAAAUAGCAAAUUAAGUACUGGUUUGUUGGUUGUUGCUUUUUAAAUGAUUGUUACUUCAACAACGUCCCUUCCUAACGUAUGGGGUCAUAAUAAAGUGAAAUGCAUAAUGAC